Epinephelus lanceolatus (giant grouper) is the source of this 1836-nucleotide messenger RNA. RefSeq names its product eva-1 homolog Ba (C. elegans) (gene eva1ba). Lineage: Eukaryota; Metazoa; Chordata; Actinopteri; Perciformes; Serranidae. The record is from RefSeq and is a predicted model, not a curated record.
UGGAGCCGGGAGAGAGAAAACUCUGUUACUCACUCCGUCUCCAACUUUGAGAGGAAGUUACCACCUCUUCCCCAGACUCUGUACACACACACACGUUCAGGCAGACGCACACACACACUUACACACACUCUUCGGGACUUGACCACAGCAGAAACGGGGAAUCAACUGAAACAGUCAGGACUGCUUGUAAUGCUGUGUCUCUUUUCAAAAUUUGGAGGGAAAGAAGGGCAGUUUGCCUGAAGCUUUCUGUGUGGACUGAGCACUUUGAGAGAGACGUUUCUUGUCAUCACAGACCGGGUGGCCAAAUGAACUGUUUAGCCUGAGGACCAAAGAUCACAGGCCCUGAUUCAACAGCGAGGGAGAGAAAGGGAGAGGAGUGUGAUCAUUUCGCAUCCAUUCUCCAACUUCUCAUUACACUAUGAGCCGGGACUGAGGACGGGCUUCAUAGUUUCAUUUUGUGGUCUGAAGAAAUCAAACGUAAGAUCACCAUGGAUGUGAAGAAAAAAGAAAUGGACCUCCUGAGCAACAGCAUAGCUGCAUAUGCACAUAUCAAGGCAAACCCAGAGAGCUUCGGCCUUUACUUUGUGCUGGGAGUGUGUUUCGGCCUGGUGCUGACGCUCUGCCUCCUCGUCAUCCGCAUCUCCUGCAAGCCGCGGACCAACGUGGCCCCAUCCACGCCUGAGAAAAAACAAUUAAAGGACAUCAGUGAGGAGGAUGAGGAGAGCGAGGACGAUGAGGACGAAGACGGGGACGAUGUCGAGGCACCUAUCACUUUGCCCAGCACAGAAAUCCCUGUUGGUAAUCACACCAGCCAAUCAGACGGGACACUGAGUGUGAACGUAUUUACUUCAGCGGAGGAGCUGGAGCGGGCGCAGCGUCUGGAGGAGAGGGAACGUAUCAUACGCGAGAUCUGGAGGAACGGCCAGCCGGACAUCCUGGGGUCAGGGACAGGGACUAUUGGAAGAGUGCAUUACUACUAAGAUAAACAAGGCUUCAAGGGAAACACUGUGAGCUCUGUGAAGGACGGACAUAGACUUCUGGGUGGGCUCGAUGUCCCUGAGGCCUGUGAGACUUGUGUUAGAUACAAAGCAACAUCAUGGAUGGCAAUGAUGUGCCAACAGCUUGGACAGAGCUGAACUAUGUGAUAUUGCACUUCCUGUGUAGCAAUAUGUCCAACUGACUACAUGAAAUGAAACCAAGUGGUGUCUUAAAGACUGAUAAAAGCGUAUGGAAAAGAUGCAGUAUGAAUGUGGGAGCUGAUGGACACUUGAAGUCUAUUGAAAUGUAUGGCGCUUAUGACAAAAAUGCACACAUCUGUUUAUGUAUAAGUGGAAAAAGAAAGCAUAUAUUUGGACAAUGCAUGUACUGUAUUUUGCCAUGAAGAUUAUUUGAGUUUGCGGGGAAGAGAAAACACUUUCAGGUGUACUGUUAAAGGAAAUUACACUAUUUGAACAAGGGUCAGAUUAGUCUAACGUAAAGACAAUUAAAAUCUAAAGUCUUUAAUUUAUGAGUACAUUAACCCAUGUCUGUGUUUUCAGGGAUAAUUCCACCAAAGGAAAUGACCAAAUUAAAGCAUUACGACGAAACCGUUUGCUGUUGUUUCUCUUCGUAACACCCAGAUGUCAGACAAAUAUACAGCAGAGCUCAUUUUCUGUCUACCUUUGGGCCAUGGAUUUAUAAUCAAGAUAAAGACAGAGGGAGACGGGGGGAAUUUUGCUAAUAAGAUUAAUGGAAAGGUCAUUCUUUGUCAUUUGUUAUUACUGCUUAAUGUCUCACAUGUGUGCCUUAAAAGGUUAGAAAUACAGUUUUCUAAUAAAAUUUCUGGGAACUCCAAAA